CAUACAUUAUCUAUCCCAAGAGUGUUGGCAUACUACUAACAAGUUAAAAAGUGACAGAGGCAAGGGGUUUUUACCACUUACGACGCUCGGGCUCGCUCGGGCUUUGAUGGGGCGAUCGUUAUUGGCCACACGGCAAUGACAAAGCACGAACGCAAAACCGAAUACUGUGAAGCGAGAUACAGCGAACAUUGGCGUCGGAAUUCGUUUCGGCACGGUAGCGGCGUCUUAUGUUUAUAAAAUCUCUGGGAUAUGGUGGUUCGACUAUGUUUCUUGGUGGGAUUGGGUGGAGCGUACGGUGAUUCCCCUUGCUCGUGUGUGAGUCCAGCUAGUGUGAAGUGCGCCGCACUCCUGAGCUGGAGAAUGCUGCACACGGUUACAGGAGCGACAUUCGUUAAGAAACAGUCGUAGCAAUCAGAUCGGAAGUGUUCCAACCGUUACAGUAGAAAAGUGUACAGUUGUGCCAUAGUUUUAUUGUUAUGGUUGAGUGUGUGUGUAGCAAUAAGUGUUCAUAAAAUGGCUACGGCAAAAAGAGUACGAAGGAUUCAUAGCCAAGCACGAGCCAUAGUGAAAAGAGUAGGGGAGAAAUGCGAAGAGGAAACAAUAAAGGGUGAAUUGUUACAUCCAUUGCAUAGUCCAAAUCUCCGAGCAGCAGAGUAUACUGGAUUAUCGACACGCAUAAUUAGCAAAAUAAAAAAUGAAACUUCUGAUUCAGAAGGAGUUGUCUCUACGUUCGGGAAGAAACGGUUAAGAGAUGCUGAAGAAGAAUUCCACUGCACUGAAAAGGACAAAAUGUUAAUAAGAAAUAUUAUUUAUAAGAUUUACAAGCGAGGGAGAGUUGUCACAUGGGGUCCGCAAUUAUUGGAUGAGAUCCGUGAACAAAUGAAUUUCCCUUGGGACGCUGCCAUCUUACGCAAAUUAUUGAAAAGCAUGGGAUAUGAAUGGAAAAAAUAUCACACUCGAAAAAGGAUAUUAAUAGAAAGACCAAGUAUAGUGGCCUGGAGAGAUAAUUAUUUAAAAACAGUACAAUCUCAUAGGAUGGAAAAUAGGAAUAUUAUUUAUGUUGACGAAAUAUGGGUAGACAAUGCUCUGAAUUUCGGGAAGUAUUGGCAAAGUGAAGAAGAAUUCGGAGUAUCGAAAAAUACUAGUUCAUCCGAACGAGUAAUAAUCGUGCAUGCGGGUGGACAAAAUGGAUUUGUCCCCAAUGCAGGAUUAAUUUUUAAAAUUGAUAGUGCCACUAGCGAUUACUAUGGACAGGUGGAUGCUGCAAAUUUCGAAAGCUGGAUUAUAGAAUUAUUAUUGCCAAAUAUUCCACCAAAUACGGUGGUGGUAAUGGAUAAUGCCCCAUACCAUUCCGUCGAGAUGAACAAACCACCAAAUAAGUAUGCAAAAAAAGCAGACAUGUUAAGUUGGCUUGAACAGAAUAACGUUCCACAUACAGAAAAGAUGAAGCAAUAUGAACUAGCAGAAUUAAUAGCUCGGAAUAAACCAACAAAAAAAACCUACAAAAUAGAUGAAAUUUUAAAAUCGUAUGGACAUUCUAUUUUACGAUUACCCCCCUAUAUGCGCGAACUAAAUCCAAUUGAACAAGCCUGGGUAAAGAUAAAACAAGCAAUCAGUGAAAACAAUAUUUUUUCGACGUUAACGUUAGAUGAAUUACAGUCUUUAUUACCAGAAGCAAUAGACAGUGUAACGGCAAGUGAUUGGGCAGAAUUCUGCAAAAAUACUGAACAGAUUGAAAAGGAAUAUAUAGACAAUGAUAAUUUAUUAGAAAUAUCCAUGGAAAAUAUAAUAUUAAAUAAUAUAGGUUCAGAUAAUGAUGAUGACAGUAGCAGUUCAGAUGAUUUCUAAAAUGAGAAAACGUAAAUGGUUAUGUAUAAUUUUAAUAUUGAUUUUUAACUAUUGCAUCUGUAGUAUGAAUCUUCUGAAGAAGUUAUUUUUGCAUUCGUCAUAUUCUGAAUCUAUAUUUCCAAACAUAAGUUAUCCAUGGUGGGUUUCAAUAAAGUAUCAUUUUAAAAAUAUUUCUUCAACCGUUUUUAUAUCUUCAAAAAUUUUGUUCACUGUUGCAAUCUCAUGUAUUGCUCUUUUUUCUGGCAUUUGUUCUCCCAUGACAUUCAGUCGCAUUUUAGUAUUUCCAUCUUUUUGUCAAUUUUUUAAGUGUGUAUAAUUUUCAUGAGAAAAUAACUUUUUGAUGGAUGGCAAUAAAAAUUAGUGGGAUAAUUGGUACAAUCUUUCUUCAAUGUAUAAUUUAACGUGAAUAUUUCUUAUUGUAAUUUUAUCAUCUCUGAAGCUGGGAAAUCUUCUGAUGCUUUUUAAUUGUUAUUCUACGGCAAUGGAACUUUUCUUCUCGCAAAGGACUUUCAUUUUUACAUUUGUUAAGUGAUCCUAUUCAUCCAGUAAAAGCAACAACAUGGAUGUUUGGUUUAUCUGCUGGAUGAAAUAAACAAUUCUGACUGCUUCUUCAUCAAGUUUCUGUAAUUCUUUUCACCAUGGGUAAUGCUUGGCUAUGAGCUAAUUGUGCCUUCUUUUAUGUAUGUAACUUUUUGGUAUGCUUAAUCUAUGAAAUAUGUUUAAUAAUGUAAUGCAAAACUUAUUGCUACACUUAAAUGGCACACAUAAUUUAUAUAAUAAAUACUACAUAAACCAAAUGUGUACUGUUUACGCAUAAAAGUAUCUCCAAAACUCAAAAUGAGAGGUAAAUACUAAAACUAUACAAUGGAGAAAUGCUCAACAAUGUCUAAGUAGACUGUUUUUAAAAAACUGUUUUUUGAAAAUUAUGAUAAUUUUCAAGGACUUAUUUACCUGUUCCUGACGUGAAACAGUCUCUUCUUUAUAUGUAAAAUAUCUACAGAACUCAAAAUGGGAAGUAACUGCUAAAACUAUGUAAAGGGGAAACCACAUAGUAUUGUCCAUGUAAACUGCAUUCAAAAACGUUGCAGAGUACGAAGGAAAAAUUAAGAUUGGAAUGGAUUUUGUUGCAUCUGAAUUUUUUAGAUUUUGUUAAAGACUUCCCAAUUGUUUCGAUUGAAGAUCCAUUUAAUCAAGAUGAUUGGGAUUGGUGAACUUCUAUGACAUCAUUUAUUCCUAUUUAGGUUGUUAGUGACGAUCCUACUGUGACAAAUCCAGAAAGAAUUAAAACAGCUAUCGAAAAGAAAGCUUGCAACUGCCUCUUAUUGAAGGUCUACCAAAUAGGUACUGUUGCUGAAUCUAUUAAUACUCAUAAACUUGCGAAGAGUGUUGGAUGGGGCACCAGGGUGUCUCACCGUUCCGGAGAAACAGAAGAUACAUUCAUUGCCGAUCU
Molecule: messenger RNA, 3298 nt
Organism: Nomia melanderi (Alkali bee)
Lineage: Eukaryota; Metazoa; Arthropoda; Insecta; Hymenoptera; Halictidae
Molecular function (GO): nucleic acid binding
Source: RefSeq, a predicted model, not a curated record